Messenger RNA from Monascus purpureus, 1371 nucleotides. The record is from the annotation of a GenBank genome assembly. Lineage: Eukaryota; Fungi; Ascomycota; Eurotiomycetes; Eurotiales; Aspergillaceae.
AUGUAUAUACUCGAGCAACUCGCGCGGUUCCUCGACCGACCACUCUUCCCUUGGAAGAAUAUCAUCGUGGGGUUUUCACUUGGGCAGUAUAUCCUGGAAGGGCUUCUGUCGCUUCGGCAGUAUAAGAUUCUACAGCGAACCAAGCCUCCCAAGGUCCUCGAAGGGGAGGUAUCACAGGAGGUCUUUGACAAGAGCCAGGCAUAUGCUCGCGCAAAGGCUAAGUUCGGCUUCAUCACCGGUCUGUAUGGACAAAUCCAAAAUAUCGCCUUCGUCUAUGGAAACGUCUUGCCCAAGAUCUGGGGCUUCAGCGGUCUGUUUCUAGCACGGUACCUUCCCUCGCGUUUCCAAGGCGAAAUUUCGCAGACACUGGUCUUUUUCUUCAUCUUCAAUAUCAUCAGCACGGUCCUAUCCCUCCCGAUAUCGUACUAUGGCACGUUCGUCCUGGAACAGAAAUUCGGGUUCAACAAACAGACACCCAAGCUGUGGAUCUCGGAUAUGCUCAAGGGUCAGGCACUAGGGGUUGUUCUCGGAGGUCCGAUUAUAAGUGCCAUGCUCAAGAUCAUUCAGAAGACUGGAAACGAGUUCUUCUACUAUCUUUGGCUCUUUAGUGUCUUUGUCCAGAUCUUCGCCAUCACCAUCUACCCCAGUGUUAUCCUACCGCUGUUCAAUAAACUUUCUCCCCUUCCACCUGGUGAACUCAAGACUGGCGUGGAGAAUCUAGCUAAGAAGUUGAACUUCCCCUUGUCGGAGUUGUAUGUGAUUGACGGCAGUAAGCGGAGUUCUCACAGCAACGCUUAUUUCUAUGGCCUGCCGUGGAAGAAGCACAUUGUUAUCUACGAUACAUUGAUCGAACAGAGCGAACCCGAGGAAGUCGUUGCUGUCUUGAGCCAUGAACUUGGUCAUUGGAGUCUUGGCCAUACCACGAAGCUCUUGGGUAUUACUCAGUUCCACAUGUUCUACAUCUUUGCGCUCUUCUCGGUCUUCGUUAACAACGAAUCGCUGUACGAGUCCUUUGGGUUUCACAAUCAACAGCCUAUCAUGAUUGGAUUCUUGUUGUUCUCGGAUGCCUUGGUACCAAUGGAUGCUGUGCUCAAGCUCUUUAUGAACAUCCUGAGCCGAAAGUUUGAAUUCCAAGCCGAUGCCUUUGCCCUGAAACUUGGCUACUCCGAUAAGCUCGCGCAGUCGCUCCUUAAACUCCAGAUUGAGAACCUGAGCGCCAUGGAUGCCGACUGGAUGUAUGCCAGCUACCACUAUUCUCACCCCAUCCUUACCGAGCGAUUGAGUGCAAUUGGCUGGAAGGGUGGCAAGGUCACCGACAGCAGAAAGGAGGAUAGUGACAAGCCUGCCAAAGCGGCGGAUCGGGAGUUGUAA